This is a messenger RNA of Lasiosphaeria miniovina, 204 nucleotides long. RefSeq lists its product as uncharacterized. Bases 1 to 204 code for a protein of 67 amino acids. The transcript has 2 exons. The record is from RefSeq and is a predicted model, not a curated record. Lineage: Eukaryota; Fungi; Ascomycota; Sordariomycetes; Sordariales; Lasiosphaeriaceae.
AUGAGCGAGAAGCACUGUUUCACGGCAACUGAGAGACAGUACAAAUAUCGCUUCCCUGGUCUCAAAAACGUCAAGGAAGACGAGUGGGCGUACAUCGAGGAGGAGAUCAGGAGCCGAGACGCCCUCGGAAAGCUGUCUUUGCCUUGUCUUCAUGGUCAACCUCUUCCGCCGGGCCGCAUCAGCCGUGGGAUUUCUCGCGUCUGA